Messenger RNA from Vicia faba (fava bean), 3027 nucleotides. The record is from the annotation of a GenBank genome assembly. NCBI's taxonomy places the organism in Eukaryota, Viridiplantae, Streptophyta, Magnoliopsida, Fabales, Fabaceae.
AUGGGAAAAGCAAGGACUUUAGUUCUUCUUUUGAUAUGUUUCUAUGGAACACUUGUUUCUGCAUACACAAAGUACAACACUGGAGCUACGGUUGUUGAAGGAAAAUUGAAUGUUCACUUGGUUCCGCACUCCCAUGACGAUGUUGGUUGGCUUAAGACAGUUGAUCAGUACUAUGUUGGCUCCAAUAAUACAAUUCAGGGUGCAUGUGUUGAAAAUGUGUUGGACUCAGUGGUUGGUUCUCUUCAAAAGGAUCCAAAUAGAAAGUUUGUGUUUGCAGAGAUAGCAUUUUUCCAUCGAUGGUGGGUAGAACAAAGUCCAGAAACACAAGAACAAGUGAAGAAGCUUGUGGCCACUGGUCGGCUAGAAUUCGUAAAUGGUGGUUGGUGUAUGCAUGAUGAAGCAGCAGUCCACUACAUAGACAUGAUAGACCAAACAACUUUAGGGCAUCGGUUUAUAAAGGACCAAUUUAAUGCAACCCCUAAAGCUGGUUGGCAGAUUGAUCCUUUUGGACACUCUGCUGUUCAAGGUUACCUACUUGGUGCUGAGCUUGGGUUUGAUUCUGUACACUUUGCAAGAAUUGAUUAUGGAGAUAGAGCUAAGCGCAGAAAUGACAAAUCUCUCGAAGUUAUUUGGCGUGCCUCUAAAACAUUUGGUUCUUCAUCUCAAAUUUUUGCCAACACUUUUCCCGUUCAUUAUAGUGCUCCAAAGGGUUUCAAUUUUGAACUUGGAUCCUCCGAUAACGUCGUUCCAUUACAGGAUGAUCCUCUUUUGUUUGAUCCCAAUAUUGAACAGCGUGUCCAAGAUUUUAUCGACGCUGCUGUUAUCCAAGCGAAUGUUACGAGGACAAACCAUAUCAUGUGGACAAUGGGGGAUGAUUUUCAGUAUCAAUAUGCAGAGUCUUGGUUCAAGCAAAUGGAUAAAUUAAUUCACUAUGUUAAUAAGGAUGGAAGAGUGAAUGCCUUGUAUUCUACUCCAUCUAUUUAUACCAAUGCCAAAAACGCGGCAAAUCAAUUGUGGCCAUUGAAAACCGAUGACUACUUCCCGUAUGCUGAUGGUCCAUAUGCAUACUGGACAGGCUAUUUCACUAGCCGCCCGGGCUUAAAGCGAUAUGUUAGAUUCCUAAGUGGAUAUUAUUUGGCCACGCGUCAACUUGAAUUUUUCGCUGGAAAACGAUCGACUAUAUACAAUACUUUUGACCUUGCAGAUGCUCUAGGAAUCGCACAGCACCACGAUGCUGUCUCUGGAACUGCCAAACAACAUACAACUGAUGACUACGCGAAACGGUUGGCUAUUGGAGCAUCCGAGGCUGAAGUAGCUGUUAGCUCUUCUUUCGCGUAUCUUGUUAGUAAGCAAUCUGGCGAUCAAAGUUCAGCAGUUGCAUCAACAUUUUCCCAGUGUCAAUUACUCAAUAUCAGUUACUGCCCUCCAACAGAAGACAAUAUUCCAGCAGCUAAAGAUUUGGUAGUGGUGCUGUAUAACCCUCUUGGAUGGAAUCGUACUGAUAUUGUCAGAAUACCAGUUAAUGAAGCUAAUCUAGCGGUGAAAGAUUCAUCUGGAAACAACCUUGAAGUACAAUAUGUGGAUGUGGACAGCGUUACAGCAGAUUUAAGAAGAUUUUAUGUCAAGGCCUAUUUGGGAUUGUCUCCGAAAAUUGCCCCGAAAUAUUGGCUUCUGUUUCAAGCGUCUGUACCUCCACUUGGUUGGAGCACAUACUUCAUUUCUAAAGCAGCUGGAAAAAGUACUAGGAGAAAGGGAAAACUCUCACACCUCAACAAUAAGAAUGGUGAAAACAUUGACGUCGGACCUGGAAAGUUAAAGAUGUCAUUUUCUUCAACCUCUGGACUACUCGAACGGAUAUAUAAUUCCAAAAUCGGAGUAAAUAUACCAAUUCAGCAAAACUACCUUUGGUAUGCCUCUAGUGAGGGUGAUAGUCGUGAUUCUCAGGCAUCUGGUGCAUAUAUAUUCCGCCCAAAUGGAUCCUCUCCCUAUAUUGUUUCAAGAUCGGUGCCCCUCAAGGUAAUCCGUGGACCACUAGUUGAUGAGGUUCAUCAGACAUUUAGUUCCUGGAUUUACCAGGUCACUAGGCUGUUCAAGGGCAAAGACCAUGCGGAAAUCGAAUAUACUAUUGGUCCCAUUCCUAACGAUGGAGUUGGGAAAGAGGUAAUCACAAGAAUGACAACAAAUAUGGCCACAAACAAGGAGUUUUAUACUGAUUCUAAUGGAAGAGAUUUUCUGAAACGGGUUCGAGAUCAUAGGGAAGAUUGGCCACUUCAAGUUACUCAGCCUGUAGCAGGAAACUACUAUCCACUCAAUCUUGGGAUUUAUACCAAGGAUAAGAAAUCUGAAUUCUCAGUCUUAGUUGAUCGUGCCACCGGUGGAUCCAGCAUCAAAGAUGGUGAGGUGGAAUUGAUGGUUCAUAGGCGGCUUACCAAUGACGAUGGCAGAGGAGUAGGAGAGCCACUCGACGAAGAAGUUUGCACACAGGAUGUUAAUGUUACAUGUGAAGGACUAAGAGUAAGAGGAAAUUACUAUAUCAGCAUCGACAAUGUCGGAGCUGGUUCACGCUGGCGACGUACAACUGCUCAAGAAAUUUACUCACCACUUUUAUUGGCUUUCACACAUGAGAAUGCGGAAAACUGGAAAUCCUCUCAUUUGACCACAGGAACUGUCAUGGAUCCAAAUUACAGCUUGCCUCCUAAUGUUGCGUUGAUAACUCUCGAGGAAUUGGAUGGUGGAAUUGUUCUUCUCCGUUUGGCACAUCUAUACGAGCCAAGUGAAGAUGCUCAGUAUUCAACUCUAGCCAAAGUUGAACUGAAAAAGUUGUUUGCCUCAAAAACGAUAAAGGAGUUGAAAGAGGUAAGCUUAUCAGCUAACCAAGAGAAGUCAGAAAUAAAGAAGAUGACAUGGAAGGUUGAAGGGGACAAAGGACAAGAACCUCAAGCAGUUAGGGGAGGUUCUGUCAGCACUUCAGAUUUUGUUGUCGAGCUUGGCCCUAUGGAAAUUCGUACUUUUCUGUUGAAGUUUUAA